This is a messenger RNA of Neolamprologus brichardi, 5997 nucleotides long. RefSeq names its product zinc finger protein 319b (gene znf319b). The record is from RefSeq and is a predicted model, not a curated record. Lineage: Eukaryota; Metazoa; Chordata; Actinopteri; Cichliformes; Cichlidae.
CGCGCGGGCAGAGGCUCAGUAGCUAGUCGAUACCAGGCUAGCAACUUCUAACAAAAUGCCACAUCUUUCCGUGAGCCGCGAGGAUGCCCUAGGAGUCAGACGCACGUUUACGUGAAAUGAUGCUGUUUGCGGGGCUGAUGGUGAAAUCGCGGGAGAAUUUCCGCGUGUUUUAAUGAGCCGCAAAUCACAUUUUUUUCGCCCCCCGAAGCCACAGCGCUUGAACAAGAGAGCAUCCGAGCACCUUUUUGCGGAUGUGAGGAAGGGACCCAGCGCUUUUUAUGGGGAACAGCUAGCCUACGAUCAUACAGAGAAUACUCAGCAGGCUUGACUGGACACUCCGGAUACCAUCUGAAGGCAAAGAAUAAAGUGAAAGUAGUUGAUUUACUUUUACUUCUUCACACACCUGGUCAUCUUUUCCCCUUGGCACCUGGCUGUUUUCUCACCUGCAUCUUCACCAAGCAGCCUUUGCAUUCCGGUGCCAGCUGCAGACAUGGAUUGGGCCACACCAGCUGCCAAGCUCAAUCCUUACACUCGAGCCCGCAUGACAGAAGCCUGGCAGCAGCAUGCAGUUGCACCACCUCAGGUUGUCCACACCAUCCCUCCAGGUGCUGAGAACGCAUUGGGCUGUGCUGUGUAUGGUAUCGUACUGCAGCCAGACACUACGUCGCUACAGCAGCAUGGACAGCAGAGCCAGCAUGGACAGCAACACAGUGGGAGUCAGCAGCAUGUCGGUGGGCAGCACAGUCAGCAGCAGCAGCAGCACCCUGCCCAGGCUCAGCAGACGUCUCUUCAGGUUGGGACAGAGGGAGGACACAAGUGUGGGGCUUGUGGACAUGAUAUCUCCCACCUGGCAAACCCACAUGAACAUCAGUGCAUGGUGACUCAGGACAGGUCAUUCCAGUGCACUCAGUGCAUGAAGAUUUUCCACCAGGCAACAGACUUGCUGGAGCACCAGUGUGUUCAGGUGGAGCAGAAGCCGUUUGUGUGCGGGGUGUGUAAGAUGGGCUUCUCCCUGCUCACUUCUCUCGCCCAGCACCACACAUCGCACAACAGCACCAACCCAAUGAAAUGUUCAAUAUGCGAGAAGACCUACCGGCCCGGCUCUUCUGGCAGCGCUACACCCAACUCCUCGAGCAGCUCCCAGCAGCCCAGCAGCGAUGGGGCGUCAGCCAGCAGCAGCUCGUCCAUCCUGCCGUUCCCCUCGGCCCGAGACCGGCCCUACAAAUGUUCCGUGUGCCAGAAAGGCUUCAAACACCUCUCAGAACUGACGCGGCACGAGAGGGUUCACACGGGGGAAAAGCCCUUCAAAUGUGACACGUGCGACAAAGCCUUCAGCCAGUCGUCACACCUGCAGCACCACCAGCGAACACACAGCAACGAACGUCCAUUCAAGUGUGCUGUCUGUGAAAAGAGCUUCAAGCACCGCUCGCACUUGGUGCGCCACAUGUACGUGCACUCGGGUGAGCACUUGUUCAAAUGCAACUUAUGUGAACUGCACUUCAAAGAGUCUUCAGAGCUCCUUCACCACCCUUGCCACCCGCAGGGUUCCCGGCCGUUUCGCUGUGCCACCUGCGGUAAGGGUUUCAAGCGGCCAUCUGACCUUCGCCAGCACGAGCGCACACACUCAGAGGAGCGUCCGUUCCACUGUGACGAGUGUCAGAUGAGUUUCAAGCAGCAGUAUGCACUGGUGCGCCACAGCCGCACUCAUAAAGACCCCACAGACCGCCCAUUCAAAUGCAAUCUGUGCGACAAGGGCUUCAUGCAGCCCUCUCACCUCCUCUACCACCAGCACGUCCACGGCAUGGACAACUUGUUCAAGUGCGCCUCAUGCCAGAAGGAGUUCAGCCAGUCAGGAGAGCUGCUCAGGCACAAGUGCGGGGAGUCGUCCAACAACUCGCCGGACAAGCCAUACAAGUGUGACGUUUGCGGCAAAGGCUACAAGAAGAGUUCCACGUUACAGCGUCAUCAAAACUCGCACUGCCAGGAGAAGCCCCUCAAGUGCUCGCUCUGCGACCGCCGCUUCCUGUCCUCUUCAGAGUUUGUGCAGCAUCGCUGCGACCCAUCGCGGGAAAAGCCACUGAAGUGCCCUGACUGUGAGAAACGUUUCAAGUACUCGUCGGACCUGAACCGACACCGGCGCGUGCAUACGGGCGAAAAACCGUACAAGUGCGGUCAUUGCAAUAAGGGCUUCAAACAACGCGAGCACUUGACCAAACACCAGAGCACGCACUCCAGAGAGGGUCAGUUCAAGUGUGUUUGGUGCGGAGAGCGUUUCAGUGACUUGGGCUCCUUGCAGGACCACACGGUGCAGCACACAGCUGAUGGAGGGGGUUACCCUGUGCCCCAGUGCAUAUAAACCCUUGACUUCUUAGUUUGAACUUUUGUCUGUCCCUUCUGGGCUAUUUAUUCAGCCUAACGUUAACCACACUUUCAGGAGAGUCCUGAAUUGUCGUAUUCAUUCCAACAGUGCUACAUCAGGGUUUUGUCGCUCUGCUAACCCGCCCAGUUAAUGUUACUCCAAGUCUUGUCAUUCCAUAAAAACGGAACAUUUUUUUUGUCUCUUCUUAAAUCUGGUCCUUGUUUUUAUAAACCCAACCCUCACCACAACCACGUAACUCCCAGGAACAAGUGCCAUAUCGCAGGUUGAUCUAGCAGAUCCACCCUAAUUUCCUCCCCUCAGAAAUGAGCAGAAUCAGAAUAAGAAGCAUCCCUGUUACGUCGGUAGAAAGUAACACAGGAUUUGUUGUUUUUAAAACAGUUUGGUAGGAUGUUUAAAAGAGUAUCGAGUAAAUCAUUCAGGCUGAGUCGCAACCUUUAGUAUCCACUAAAGUGGAGUCCUCUUGUUUUUCUUCUUCUUCUCCCCUCUUGCUACUAUAGCCCUUUUCAAACAUGGGAUGCAAAGCAUUCCAUUAAGGUGAUAGCAGAUUGUCAUUCAGGCAUAGGUCAUAUUUACGUUAUUGGCACCCAUGGUCUCAUUCAGACACGCAUCAGACCUACUGUGGUACUCGUGCAAAAUCUUUUCAUACCUCGAGAAAAAAAGCUUGAGUGUCAUCAGUAUUGACUCCAGACUUUAGAUUCUUUUCUCUGUGUGCGCUGCAGCAGAGAGAUGUUUCUUCUGAAAUUGGAAAAGCAGAAGAGCAUCACAGAGGAAUUAUUUAACUAGAAUUCUAGAAACUAGAAUUCGACUUAAAGAGAUCAAAUGUUUUGUACACAAAGAACUGAGGAAUUCAGGAAGUCGUGUGUGUAAUCUCAGUUAACGUGUCCACUUGUCCUGUAUCGAAACUGAUACUUAAGAGUUUACGAGGUCUGAUCUUGUAGGAUUGCCAUUGCGACUUUUACAUAAAAGUGACCCGAGUGCUCAUUUACGUGAAGUUUACUCGUUUCGAUGGUGUCGGUUUAAUGGAAAAAAACUGCAUGUCUGCAAUGGGUUUGUGAUGACUGCUCUUGGCCUCCCUUCAGUUUCUCCCCCUCUCAUUAUUCCCUACAUCUUUCCUCUGCUUCCUGCUCUUCCUGACUCAGCCUGUCACUGUUUAGUAUCAGAAAGUGUGACUUUCCAUACCGCCCUCCAAGACAUGCAUGCACUCACUUUAAUAUCUUUGGGUAAAGAGUGGUCUGAAAUGCUUUGGGUAUCCUUAACCUCCAUUUUUAUUUUUACUCUUCUUACUAAAGAAGUGGCCAGUGAACGCCUCAUUUUACACCAAUUAGCAAUAACAUAGCAGCCAAAGGUGUUGACCCAGUGUGUUGGAACAAAUUCAAUCCACAGAGGCACCACAGGCCCCCAAAUAUCUGCUGCCAACGUCAGAGCUUUUUUUGGCACCACGAGAGGCUCUAAUGCAAUAUUAGGCUGGCAGUUUUAAUGUUAUGGCUGAUCGGUGUAUGUGAAGUGAAACGGCAUUGGGGAUUUGGGAAUGCGUUGUCCUACGGUUAAAUAAUUCUAUGUGUGAACAGUAUAAAGCUACACCCUGUGGUGUGUAGACUAAUCAGCCAGCCCAAAUUUAAGUCUGCAAAAGCUUCAGCUGUUCUAAUCCUUCAAUACAGAAAAAUAUAUUUCACACUAAUGUACUAUUCCUGCAGAGGUCAGUGCUGUCGUGCAUUUAAAAGUGUCAAAGUCUCUCAUCCUCAUCCUGUAUAUAACUCUGGAUGUGUGGGUGUGCUUAGCCAGAUGAGUCGAAAAUGUCUUUCUUAUGAAAAUAGGUAUUGAAGAGCUGUUUUUGUAUUCUUGCUACUUUUUACCACGUGAAAUGUUAUGAAAAAUGCUUUUUUCUUUUCUUUUUUUUUGUAUUUCGUUUUCAUUUUGUAGUCCAUGUAGUGACUGUGCCAGUGCGUCGCGAGGAGUCUCAAAGAGAAACCCGCACACGAGUCUGAAUGCGUGAAUGUAAACGGUGUUCUGUCAAACAGGGAAAUUCAGACUGAAGUGAAUUGUAGUAGAAUUGUUUCAACCAACCUGCCUUUUUCUAUUUCUUUGUUAUUACUGUUGUUAUUACUAACUGUACUGGUCUUUGUGAGAGCUGUGUCUGCAGGACCGUCCUGCAGCAUGUGUUGAAUAAUUUCCACGGUUUGAAACACCUGUUAAAUCUGUUUGUCCUGCUACGUACGACGUCGUGUCUGUCAGGGUGGGUUUAUUACCAGAGAGAUUGGCUCCUUCCUCUCCUCUGAAAGCUAAGAGAUUGUAGUUGUGCUAAAGGGUCCUGGAACACCAGAUAGUUUACAUGUUGGCUGUGAACGCCGUGAAUGCUCGAUUCAUGGUUUGAGUGCAGUAUUGGAAAGAACCGAGUACACACUGAGGAGACAGAAGUAACUUUAUUUUUUUAAAUUCUAGCUUGCAGUUCUUUACUUUUUGUUUUCGCCUUAAAAGUGGGGCCGCGGUGCCUCUCUGCCUCAUCUACUCCUUUCUGUUUCUAUCCACCAUCAUUAUUAUUAUCAUUAUUAUUAUUAUCAUUAUUAUUAUUAUCAUUAAUUAUUUUUUUACUUUUAUGAAUCUGGUAUUGAACGAUGUUCAGAACAAGGUCGAUUUGAGGUUUAAAAAACAAAAGUACUGUAAGUUGUUUGUUUGUUUUUUUUAAUUAAUGUUAUUUGAAUUGAUAUGAAUAUCUGUAUUCCUGGAGGGAGAGACCAGGGCCUUGGGGUAGGUGAGCCACAGCUUUGGAAAUGCAGAAUUACUAUGACACACACACACAUCAGGAAUCACUGGGGCUGGGUUCAUAUUUUGCCAAGAAACGCAAGUGCGCAAGGACUAGUUGAUCGGUGCUGACACAUCAUUAGAUGUGUAUAAUAGAAAAUAGUCGCUCAAGUUGCAGAAUAAGGACCUCACUUAUGUGUAUUAAUAAUAAUAAUAAUAACAACAACGUACAAAUGUAUGUUAAAAGCCAAAGAUUAACCUAAUGCCAGCCAGGCAGCACUGUUACAGUGAUUAGUACUCCUGACCUUGGCUGCCUGGAUGCAUUAUUUUAUUUCUUUUUUGUUCAUUUUUUAUGUCGUAGAGUACUGUUUGGGUCGGACCAAAAGUUACAGUGAGGAAAUCUUCAAAAUCAAGGGGGGUGGGUGGGUUUUUAAAAAAUCGUCGUAUCUGAUGAGCAAACAGAGGAAAACAUUUUGUACAAGCACAAAUGAUUACCCCCUACCCUCCUGCAGUGAAAGGCCAGUAAAGGCACCAGUUAACCCACCCGUUGUUUUCUGUUUCCUUUUCAGUUCCAAUAAAUAACCCCGUCAGACCCUGGUGUCUUGCUCUCUGCAUGCUUGCCGUGUUAGUUCCUGUGUUUCUGUCUUUGGGAACCGGUGUCACCAAGCCCUUCCUCCACACAGCGCCAUUCCCUCCGAUAUCAUUUCUUUUCUUUUUUUUUGUCCAACCCCUCCCUCCCAAAUUGUACUGUAGUUCAUGUGAAUGAUGUUGAAAACAAACCUUUGAAAAGAAAAAAACUUUGUGGCGACAUACAGUACGUGUACAUUCAUGCUAAGAUUAUCUGUAUGUAUGUAGCAUUCAAUUACAAACGGCACUAA